Arvicola amphibius (Eurasian water vole) is the source of this 789-nucleotide messenger RNA. RefSeq names its product trafficking regulator of GLUT4 (SLC2A4) 1 (gene Trarg1). The record is from RefSeq and is a predicted model, not a curated record. The transcript is spliced from 3 exons. Gene Ontology annotation, cellular component: membrane. NCBI's taxonomy places the organism in Eukaryota, Metazoa, Chordata, Mammalia, Rodentia, Cricetidae. Bases 1 to 789 code for a protein of 262 amino acids.
AUGGCCAACCCGGUGCAGCCUCCGUUUCAAGACCCAGGCUCCACCUCGCCCCUGGAGCUGCCCGAGAUGGAGAAGCUUCUCACCAAAGUGGAGAACAAAGAUGAUAAAGCCCUGAAUCUGUCCAAGUCCCUGUCAGGGGCUCUGGACCUGGAGCAGAAUGGCCACAGCCUGCCCUUCAAGGUCAUCUCUGAGGGGCACCGCCAGCACUCCCUCCCUGGCUCCCCUUCCCGGGCCAGCUCCCGACGAGCAUCCUCUGUUGCCACCACCUCCUAUGCCCAGGAUCAAGAAGCCCCCAAAGAUUACCUGAUCCUUGCCAUUGCCUCUUGCUUCUGCCCGGUCUGGCCCCUCAACCUCAUUCCCCUCAUCUUUUCUAUCAUGUCUCGAAGUAGCGUGCAGCAGGGGGACAUGGAUGGGGCACGGAGACUGGGGCGCCUGGCACGGCUGCUCAGCAUCACCUUCAUCAUCCUGGGCAUCGUUAUCAUCAUUGUGGCUGUCACUGUCAACUUCACAGCCUGGAACAAUUGGGGUCUCUGCAUCAGGGAACGGCUUAGCUGGAACAUUCUUCCAUUUGGGCAAGAGAAACCCGAGAGCCUUCCCGUGGUUCCAGAAACACAGCCUAGAGGUUCCCGGGUGUUCCCUGGGCAGAAGGGAGCACAGGGCAGGAGGAGAGAGCCACUGGGAUGGAAGAAGACUGAGAAAGGGAUCUCUCACAACCCGGUUCCCACGAAGCUGGAAGGGACAGGGGUGCUGCUGUCCCAACACUGUCUCGGUUCAGGGCCAGCUGCAUGA